GCAUGGACAGAGAAACGUUUGGGUGCUGGACUGCCGUAUACGCGAAUGACUGACAUGACGUUCCUAUCACGAGAUGAAGCCCUUCUCCUCUUCAAUGGCGAAGAGGACCAUGGGACGACUCUUGCCGUGUAUUCAUUCUCGCGCCAACAAAUCAUCUGCAAAUGUCGCUUUCCCUUCCAAUUCCCAUUUCGAGUGUUAUUCCUGAAGCGUCCAGAAUCUCGGUUUGGCGACAAGCGCCAAUCGUCCUCCGCAAAACUUCUCAUUCCUGAUCCUUCAGUGGAUAUUCUCGGGGUCAACUUCAAAUUAGAGGAGGAUCCGACCUCUUCAUGGUCCUGCAUCGUUCUUUCUUUGCAUAGAUUCCAGAAUAUGUACAAAUCUUUGUUGGAAAAGCAUCCAGGUCGGGAUGUAUUUGACUGGGAGGAAUGGGGUCCAUCUGUCACUAGGUGGCUUCCUCAACAGUCCAUUACUCCAAUUGGGAACCGUAGCAUAUUUGGAUCUCGCAUGAUAGCCUGGGGAUUACCUACCGCCUCCGACACAGAUUCCGGUUUAUCUUCCUGCCUCCUCCUUCUGGAUUUCAACCCUGGACCAAUAUAUCACGAUACCGCCCUCGAGCGCGAGGGAAAGUCUCGUGGGACUAUUGUUCGUGAGGAAACAAUAUGGGAAGACAGCCAGGUCGGAUUGAAGGUUAAAUCCAGUUUGCCGUAUAGAGUGUUCACUGCACCGCACAUCCCAUUGGGCUUUGAUUUUCGAUUUGAUGGUAGUACUAUCAUGGCAAAAUGGAACGGGAUGAAGAAUAAAAGAGAGUGA
Molecule: messenger RNA, 807 nt
Organism: Acaulospora colombiana
Lineage: Eukaryota; Fungi; Glomeromycota; Glomeromycetes; Diversisporales; Acaulosporaceae
Source: the annotation of a GenBank genome assembly